Molecule: messenger RNA, 1512 nt
Organism: Mycosarcoma maydis (corn smut)
Lineage: Eukaryota; Fungi; Basidiomycota; Ustilaginomycetes; Ustilaginales
Product: rRNA-processing protein SOF1
Exons: 2
Coding region: 1-1512 (503 amino acids)
Biological process (GO): maturation of SSU-rRNA from tricistronic rRNA transcript (SSU-rRNA, 5.8S rRNA, LSU-rRNA)
Cellular component (GO): small-subunit processome; nucleolus
Molecular function (GO): protein binding
Source: RefSeq, a predicted model, not a curated record
AUGAAGAUCAAGGCGCUUUCGAGAUCACUCGAUGUACAUGCACCCGCUCGACAGGGUGACCCUGCCCCUCUUUCGAGGAACCUUGACCCAGCAUUGCAUCCCUUCGACAAGCCAAGAGAAUACACACGUGCACUCAAUGCCGCUAAGCUAGACCGCCUCUUCGCUAAGCCGUUUGUCGGCGCCUUGGAAGGUCACAUCGAUGGCAUCUACUCGAUCGCAAAGGAUACCAACAGGCUUAAUGUGGUUGCUUCCGGAAGUGGCGAUGGAGAAAUUCGUCUUUGGGACCUGGCACGACAGAAGCCUAUCUACGUCUAUCCAAAGGCACAUUCCGGUAUCAUCCAGUCGAUUUGCAUCUCACCCCUGACCUUCAUGUCACCCACUGGCAACUCCUCGGUGGGCCGCAGGAUGCUCUCAUGCUCGACAGAUCGAACUGUCAAAGUGUGGGAUGCGGAUCCACGACCGGACGGUCUCGGACAGACAAGUUUUAAUGCCAUGGAUGAUGAUGAAGACGACAACGACGACAUGGAUGCAGACAUGACCACAGGGGGCAGCUUAAGAAGGGGUGGUCUUCUAAGUACACGAGACAAGGACGUUCCGCCAAGUGAGACACUAACCGUGUACAGUGGCAAGGCAGCGUUCAACUCGCUGACACAUCACGCCUCAAACGCGGUCUUCGCCUCGGCAUCGUCCUCGAUUCAAACUUGGGAUCUCGAGCGCGGAGGCUCCUCUGAUCCACUACUGUCCAUGACCUGGGGACCAGAUGCUAUCAACGUAGUGCGAUUCAAUCUCAGCGAGCGCGAAGUUCUGGCCAGUGCUGGCAGCGAUCGCGGAAUUGUGCUGUACGACUUGCGCAGCGGUAAGCCUCUGACCAAGAUGAUUAUGCAAAUGCGAGCAAAUGACAUUGCGUGGAACCCAACGGAGCCUACCGUAUUUGCGGUGGCAAGCGAGGAUCACAACGUCUACACGUUUGACAUGCGUCACCUCAACUCAGCCACACAAGUCUACAAGGACCACGUUGCAGCCGUCAUGUCGAUCGACUUCUCCCCCACGGGCACCGAGCUCGUUACGGGCUCAUACGAUCGAACCCUCCGCAUCUGGGACUACGGCAAGGGGAACCACUCACGCGAUGUCUACCACACCAAGCGUAUGCAGCGCAUCUUUUCUACCUCGUUCUCCAUGGAUGCUCGGUUCGUGCUGAGUGGAUCUGACGAUGGUAAUCUGCGUAUCUGGAAGGCCAAAGCGAGCGAGAAGCUGGGCUUGCUCAGUGGAAGAGAGAUGGCCAACAGGGAAUACGCCGAGAACCUUCGCAGCAAGUGGAGUGGUAUAGGUGAUGUGGCAAAGAUCGAGAAGCAGAGGCACGUACCCAAGGCGAUCAAACAGGCACAGAAGCUCAAGAGGACCAUGAUCGACGCCAGGAAAAACAAGGAGGAGAACAGGCGCAAACAUUCGAAAGCAGGAGACAAAAAGCCCAAAGCUGCGCGAAAGGAAGCAAUUCUUUCCCAACGCGAGUAG